GCACGGCCAUCAACUCAUUAAACCCAAAACCAUGUUCACUUUGAAAUGGGCAAAACCUUAAAGGCAGAAUGUGUGACCUAAAAACUAAUUACCUCAAGAAGAAUCGAGGGUGGUCGACUGAUCGUAGUAGUCAUGUUAGGUAUAAAGCAUGUUUUGGCAUCAUUCCCCAACCAAAUCAUAAUAGCUUCGGUUGGUGACAUGUAAUAUUGAAUUUGAGUUAUAAUAUGUACUGUAAUUUGAUGUUACUUUUAAUUCGUUGUUUUUGAAAUCAAGAGCAAUGAUUCUCCACAGUGUUGAUGGCCUUUUCCAUAUUUUUGUUUUGAUCGUUAAUGGUUGCCAAAGCGACUUCAUGCGGAACAGAUAAAUUGUUGAUGUUUAAUUAAUUCUGUAUUUAUUGGUAUUAUUUGCAAUACAUCCUGAAUUUCUUAAACAUUUGGAUGUUUGAAUCAGAAAUAAUCUGGCAAGUGGCCAAUUUAGCAUAGUUCUUUCGAGGAACUUUAAAGGAAGGUUAAUUUCAACAGCCUGUCUACUAAUUGAUGACUAAAAGGAAUUUGACUCGUAAUUUAUUUUCAUCAUGGUUUCACUACACCAAAUUAUUUUAUGCAUAAGGUUCAUUGUUUUGUACUUCUUCCAUUUUAUUUUAACUAUCAUUUGAUUUUUUUUUUCAGGAAAGUAAAAAAGCGUAAAUUUUCAAUUCAAGUUUUAAUUGAAUACUGAAUUCACUAAUAGUAUUUAUUAAUUUUUAAAAGAUAAAGGAGAUUUUUUUUAUUAAAAAUUAUAGUAAAUUCAUAAAAUGACAUUCAUUUUAUAAUAUUUUUAAAUCGUAUUGAAUUUGAAACGAUUGAAAACUAUAUUAAUUUGAAAACAAAGAAGAUACAAUUUAUAGUCAAAAAUACUUGUUUGUUAAAUUUGGUGGUUUGUUUACAUGAAUAACAGUUAAAAUAUUCAAAAUUUUGAAACUUGGCAAAUUUUAGUGGUUUUAGAACAAAUCCAUUCCAGUUUUACAAAAAAAAAAAAAAAAAUUAGUUGAAAAGUAAAGUGAAAAACAGUUAAUGAGUGACAAUUGUUUAUUGAGUUCCUCUCAUAAUGUUGUUAAAAGUUCUCAUAAGAAUCUUUUUCAAACUUUAUUUCUUGUCUUUUACAAUUAUGUUUAAUCUUACAAUGCCCAUGUGAUACUUUAAGUGGAUGUCCUUUUUUUUUCUUUAAAGUGAAUGUCCUUUUAGCGAGACGCGAGACCAUUGGCUGUUUUGCUUCAUGUAAUAAUUGUAUGGCUCGGUAUCGACAACGUUACAACUUGCCGUGUUGAACUAUAUAUUGAACAAACAGAGAGCAAUAUCGAUUCCAUGGCAGCACAAACAAACAAAAACAAUGGCAAUCUCUUUGCUCUGUUUUUGCCUCAUUACUCUCGUUACACUAAUCUUAAUCGUAAAGAAGAUUAAACACUCUAAAUGGAAUCUCCCUCCAAGCCCUCCUAAGUUUCCGGUCAUCGGAAAUUUACACCAGAUCGGAGGAUUGCCUCACAGGUCCCUUGAACGUCUCGCCAGAAAAUACGGACCAGUGAUGCUUCUCCACUUUGGGUUUGUUCCUGUCGUUGUGGUCUCAUCGAGAGAAGCAGCUGAAGAAGUGCUUAGAACUCAUGACCUAGACUGUUGCAGCAGGCCUAAGCUUGUCGGGACAAGGCUACUCUCACGGGACUUUAAAGACAUCGCUUUCACGCCGUACGGUGAAGAGUGGAAGGAGCGGCGCAAGUUAGCCGUGCGUGAGCUUUUCUGCCUCAAAAAGGUCCAAUAUUUUAGGCAUAUUAGGGAGGAAGAAUGUAACUUUCUAGUCAAGAAACUGUCGGAAUCCGCUGUGUGUGGGUCCGCCGUUGACUUAAGCAAAGCCCUUUUCUGGCUAACCGCGAGUAUCCUGUUUAGAGUUGCCUUCGGACAAAACUUCAACGAGAGCAAGUUUAUCGACAAGGAAAAGAUCGAAGAGCUCGUGUUCGAAGCAGAGACUGCCCUAGGUAGUUUCACUUGCUCUGAUUUCUUCCCAAUUGCUGGACUUGGAUGGCUCGUUGACUGGCUUUCAGGACAACACAAGAGACUCAAUGAUGUUUUCUUCAAGCUUGAUGAUCUGUUUCAACGUGUGAUUGAUGAUCAUUUGACUCCUGGAAGAUCAAAAGAUCACCAAGACAUCGUCGACUCUAUGUUGGAUAUGAUUCAUAAACAAGGCCAAAAUGGUUCCUUGAAUCUCACGGUAGAUCAUAUCAGAGGUGUCCUCCUGAAUAUAUUUCUUGCAGGGAUAGACACAGGGGCCAUAACCAUGAUAUGGGCAAUGACAGAGCUUGCUAGAAACCCUAACCUGAUUAAGAAAGUUCAAAGCGAGAUCCGAGACGCUUUUGGCAAUAAUAAGAAGACAAUCACUGAAGAAGAUGUCGAGAAAGUUCCUUAUUUAAAGAUGGUGAUCAAAGAAACAUUCAGACUACACCAUGCAGUUCCUCUUUUACUCCCAAGGGAAACAAUGGUUCACAUAAAAGUUCAAGGCUACAAUAUUCCCCCUAAGACACAGAUCUUGGUCAACGCUGGUGCUAUAGGAAGAGACCCCAAACUCUAGACUAACCCGGAAGAGUUUAACCCAGAGAGGUUUGUCAAUAGCCCUGUGGAUUAUAGAGGACAAUACUUCGAGCUCUUACCAUUUGGCUCUGGUAGAAGGAUAUGUCCUGGUAUGCCCAUGGGGAUGGCUACUGUCGAGUUGGGACUCUUGAACUUGCUUUACUUCUUUGAUUGGAGUUUGCCUGAUGGGAUGACACAUGAAGAUAUUGAUACAGAAGAAGCUGGUACUCUUACUAUCGUCAAGAAAGUACCUCUUAAGCUUGUUCCAAUUCGAGUUAUGUGAUCAGAAUUUUUAAAAUGUUUUGAGUAAUUAACAUUAUGCCGUUGCUGUAAUGUUAUGUUUGCGUAUGCGAUUUGUGGCCUUGUCCGUCUGUCUUUUUGAA
Molecule: messenger RNA, 2977 nt
Organism: Brassica napus (rape)
Lineage: Eukaryota; Viridiplantae; Streptophyta; Magnoliopsida; Brassicales; Brassicaceae
Product: cytochrome P450 71B19-like
Exons: 2
Coding region: 1369-2595 (408 amino acids)
Molecular function (GO): heme binding; monooxygenase activity; oxidoreductase activity, acting on paired donors, with incorporation or reduction of molecular oxygen
Source: RefSeq, a predicted model, not a curated record